Molecule: messenger RNA, 1515 nt
Organism: Glarea lozoyensis ATCC 20868
Lineage: Eukaryota; Fungi; Ascomycota; Leotiomycetes; Helotiales; Helotiaceae
Product: P-loop containing nucleoside triphosphate hydrolase
Exons: 5
Coding region: 1-1515 (504 amino acids)
Biological process (GO): sulfate assimilation
Molecular function (GO): ATP binding; adenylylsulfate kinase activity
Source: RefSeq, a predicted model, not a curated record
AUGGCCUUGGCAAGCCGCUUGUCGCGGCCGUUCGCCGCCGGUACUGUCAAAAGGGCCGCGUCCGCUGCGUCGGGAACAACGUAUAAAAAGAGUAUUGUGAGAUUCCCAAGGACUUUUACCACGAGUUCGCGUUUGUUUACAGAUCAAGCAACUGCUUCAAUUCCACCUAUUGCUCAAAAAUCGAUUCUCCGCCGAACUCUGGGUUUUUUCUCCAUUGCAUUUUUCUUUACUACCCUCGGCGUAGCAGUAUAUAUACCCAGUAUGGUGGCAAGUGCAAAAGAAAUCGCCAAAGGGCCUCCAACAGAUGAGGAGACUCUCACGAUGUAUGUUCCAGCGGAUGAUGUCGAGCGGGAAAUCGAGGAACACAUUCGAAACCACCCCGUGGCAGUGGAAUUGAGGUCAAGGCCAGAGAUGUCAGAAUCGAGACCGCAUAUGAAGAUUCCAUUCGGUUACAAGGCGCACAACUUCACGGGUGGUACUUUGAUGGGACCUGGAAGGGUCGCUGUACCACCGUUUGCUUGGAAUGAGGCUGGUGGGAAGAGCAUGGUCUCGAUAUCAUACUUGGGAGAGGAUCUUUGCGGACACCCGGGAAUUAUUCAUGGUGGUAUGCUUGCUACCAUGUUAGAUGAAGGUCUAGCCAGAUGUUGCUUUGCAGCACUACCGAACAAGAUUGGAAUGACUGCCAAUUUGAAUAUUAAUUACCGAGCGCCGGCACCUGCUGGAUCAUUUGUUGUGUUAAGAGCGGAGACUACUAAGGUUGAGGGAAGGAAAGCGUGGGUCAAAGGUCAUAUCGAAACUCUUGUUGGGGAAGGGGAGACGCCUGUCAUCUUGGUGGAGGCUACUGCACUUUUUAUCGAGCCAAAACUCGCAGCUAAAAUGGCGAGGGUAUAUCCUACCCACAACAUCACAUGGCACGAAGGUCUCUCGCGCUCCGAGCGCAACGACCUGCGUAAACAAAAGGGCUUUACGCUCUGGUUCACCGGUCUCUCCGCGUCCGGAAAAAGCACCAUCGCAACGGCGGCCGAACAACAUCUACUUCACUUGGGACUCGCAGCAUAUCGAUUGGAUGGUGAUAAUGUGCGCUUUGGAUUGAACAAGGAUCUCGGGUUCAGCGAGAAAGAUCGUAAUGAGAAUAUCAGACGGAUUGGGGAGGUUGCGAAAUUAUUCGCUGAUUCUUCGACUAUCGCUUUGACUUCUUUCAUCUCGCCGUAUAUCUCAGAUCGAAAGAUUGCGCGGGACUUGCAUAGCUCGGAUAAGGGUGAUGCGUUACCUUUCAUUGAGGUUUUCGUCGAUAUCCCGGUCGAGGUUGCGGAGGCUAGAGAUCCAAAGGGAUUGUAUAAGAAGGCUCGUGCUGGGGAGAUUCCAAAUUUCACUGGAAUUAGUGCGCCAUAUGAGGCUCCUGAGAACCCAGAAAUCCACAUCAGGAAUGAUCAGGUAACGGUUGAGGAAGCAGUUGCCAAGAUCAUGGAAUAUUUGUACGAGCACAAGUUGAUUGAGAAGUCAGCGUCUGCAUAA